Nerophis lumbriciformis (worm pipefish) is the source of this 1602-nucleotide messenger RNA. Lineage: Eukaryota; Metazoa; Chordata; Actinopteri; Syngnathiformes; Syngnathidae. The record is from RefSeq and is a predicted model, not a curated record.
AUGGAACGCUGGAGAGACGCGGCCUCUGAGCAGGCCGAGCUGCUUGCGGGCCGCGUGAAUGAAUUGCUGAUCAAAGGCAAGGACUUUUUGCGAACCGAGCUCGGCGUGGAUCUGGCUCUCGAACCCGAGCUCAUUCCGCCAUGGGCGAUCCUUGUCGCGGUGUGCGCCGGCCUGGUGCUGAUGCUCGUCAUCUGGGCCUCGUUGUGCCAGGCGCUCUUCAAGAAGCGGCCUACGAUCGAAGUGGUGGAGAGGACAGUCGACGCAAAACGAGGGACCGAGAAGACGGUUAAAGUAGAGGAACCCAAGAAGAGAAAGAAAAAGGCGGAAAAGAAAUUCCAGCCAAACGGUAGAGCUGUCACCGACGUACAGGAAGAAGACGCCAUAGUUGGGGAAGAAAAAGUGCCACAUCAACAGCCACCUCCUCAAACAAAGAGUGAUAAAGAUCUUGAGACAAAGAAGUCCAAGAAGAAGGCCAAACAGGCGGCGAAGGAGACUGUUGGAACAGCUGUCGGAAAGGAGCCGGAGGAAGGUACAUGGGAGACUAAGGUCAGUAACAAGGAAAAGCGUGAACAGCGCAAGAAGGACAAAAGUGAUGGCUCUGCCAGUCCUGGUGGUGGUGGUGGCGGCGGCGGUGGCACUCCUGUGAGCAUUACUCCAGAGCAACGCAAGACAUCAGCAGCUACUCCACCUCCCACCCGGAAGAAGAAAAAAGUCGAGCCAUCCAAAGUGACAGCAGAAAAAGUUACCGCCGCUGUGACUCAUGUUAACAGCGAGGCACCAGUAGUAGCGGCAGGUGUGGCUGACAGUCAAGCAGUGAAGGUUCCUCAACCUGUUGCUCCAAAGACUAAAGGCUCGUGGACAGCACCAAGAGAACCAGCACCACUAUGGAAGACUGACAUUGAUGAUUCAUGGACUGUGAUCGAUAGGGUUCCAGCUGAUAUGGUUUCCUUCACUAAACUAGGAGUUGGCACAGCUGAUGCACAGUUGGUGGACAACGCACCAUGGCUGAGUCAGCCCCAGGUCGAUGAUGAGUGGUCCGGAUUGAAUGGUGGUUCAGCAGAUCUUAGCUCUGACUGGAAUGCCCCAGCUGAAGUUUGGGGCAACUAUGAAGAACCCAUGCUUCAGCAGCCUCCAAGUGAGCCAGCGAAACCAAAUCUACUGAGUGGAGCUGCUGAUGAUGACGAUGAAAAGGAUACUGGAGAGUCUGCUGCUGAUGGAGCUGCAAAAAGUAAAAAGAAGAGGAAGAAAAAGAAAAAGGCACCAGAGGAGGGAGAAACAGGCCAGACUGAAAUGCCAGAGAAAAAUGUCGAACCUCCAGUCCCAUUGAAGGAAGAGAAGGAGGCGUCAACAACGACGAAGAAGAAGAAGAAACAGAAGCAGCAGCCACCGCCUACUCAAGAGCAUUCUGCUGCUGCCGUGUUACCCUUGGAGCGACAGGUGAAGGACAGCACGUCUCAAAAACCUCUUUCCACACAAGUGCCACCGAAGCAACCUGAGGCGCAUGCCACUGUUCUGAUCGACAUCCCUGUUCCAACACAACAAAAAUCAGAGGAGAGCCAGGCCAAGCUGUCCAAGAAGAAGAAGGCAAGGAGGGAGACAUGA